AUGGCUCCCGCCGACCAUAGGGCUAAGGCCACCCGAUACAAUUUUGCGGCAGCCUUCUACGUGGCCCUGGGUUCUUUUACAUAUGGCUUCAACUCGGAUAUCAUCAGGUCAGUGAUUGGAAUGCCGUCAUUCUAUAGCUACUUCGAUUUUGUAGCAACCGGUGUCUACAGUGGCUCCAUCAUUGACAAAUUCGGUCGCAAACUUGCAAUUCAGAUCAUUGCGGCAGUUUGCAUCAUGUCAGCAGCCAUCCAAGCUGGUUCUGUGCAUAUUGCGAUGUUCCUUGUUGGAAGAAUGCUGAAUGGUUUCGGCGUGGGGAUGAUCAACUGUGGCAUCCCCACAUACAUAUCUGAAAUCGCCCCUGCCGCUCAGAGAGGCCUCGUUGUGGGCUCUCACGGCUUUAUCAUCUGCAGCUCCUAUGCUAUGGCCGGCUGGGCUGGAUUUGGAAUCUACUACAAGAACAACCCUAACAUCCAGUGGCGACUUUUAGUUGCACUUCAAACUGUCGCUCCCAUACUACUGUUCAUUGGCAGUCCUCUGAUUCCCGAAUCUCCACGAUGGUUAAUUGAGAAUGGACGAGCACAAGAAGGCAUGGCUGCCCCCUACAGAUAA
This is a messenger RNA of Cladophialophora bantiana CBS 173.52, 609 nucleotides long. RefSeq lists its product as uncharacterized. Gene Ontology annotation, molecular function: carbohydrate:proton symporter activity. The record is from RefSeq and is a predicted model, not a curated record. NCBI's taxonomy places the organism in Eukaryota, Fungi, Ascomycota, Eurotiomycetes, Chaetothyriales, Herpotrichiellaceae. The transcript is spliced from 3 exons. Gene Ontology annotation, cellular component: membrane. Gene Ontology annotation, biological process: transmembrane transport; carbohydrate transport. Bases 1 to 609 code for a protein of 202 amino acids.